This is a messenger RNA of Athene cunicularia (burrowing owl), 1946 nucleotides long. It is a transcript of the gene KDM8, whose product is annotated as lysine demethylase 8. The transcript has 5 exons. The record is from RefSeq and is a predicted model, not a curated record. The coding region runs from base 720 to 1211 and encodes 163 amino acids. Gene Ontology annotation, molecular function: histone H3K36 demethylase activity. NCBI's taxonomy places the organism in Eukaryota, Metazoa, Chordata, Aves, Strigiformes, Strigidae. Gene Ontology annotation, cellular component: nucleus.
ACAGUAAAAUCAACAUUGACUGAACACACUUGUUAUUUCAGAGGGGCUUUAUUCUUUUUUGAGGGAAGGUACUCCACUGCUUAACUUCAGACACUUAAAAAGAUUACCUACUUCAUGUAGUUAAUAUAAUUGUCAGUGGAGGGGUGUAUAUCACCUGUCAGAGUCAUUCCUCUGACUUAAGCCGGAAUGGAUAUUACUGGCACCUGUGUACAGAGUUUGUCAUGACAGGGCAUUGACCUGCUGUUAAUGAUAAAAAGAUACAACAUUUUAUUUAGCAAACAUGGCAGCAGGCAGCAAAAAGAUUAGCCGUCCCUAGAUAAGAGAGAAUAACACCAUAAAUCUCCUUAAGUCUUAAGGAAACAAUAGUCAACUGAGGUAAACAAGGUUUUAAACCCAACCAAAACAGGCAUUUGUAGCAUAAUACACACAGAGACUCGACUACUUGUUUCCUUGCUGCUCGCAUCCUUUAUCUGCUGCCUUUUGUCUCUGGUUGGGUGGCUUUAGAGAGAGGAAACUCAUGGCAGUAGAGUUUUAUUACUCUUAACAGAUCAACUUUGACUGAUUGCCUUAUAUUCAGACCUAGUAAGAAGAGCAGUAUAAACGGGUAAUGGAACUUUCUUUAUUUCAGUGUGGACUAUUUUUAUCAAGUCGCAGGGUGCCGCACAGUCCCCGUGGAAUUGGGUACCCGAUACACAGAUGAGGAAUGGUCCCAGAAGCUCAUGACUGUUGGUGACUUCAUCGACCAGUAUAUUGUGAAUGAGAACGGUGUAGGAUACCUUGCCCAGCACCAGCUUUUUGAUCAGAUCCCAGAAUUGAAAGAGGAUAUCAGUAUCCCUGACUACUGCUGCCUGGGGGAAGGGGAGGAAGAUCACAUCACCAUUAACGCUUGGUUUGGUCCAGAAGGCACUAUCUCACCUCUUCAUCAGGAUCCCCAGCAAAAUUUUUUAGCCCAGGUGUUUGGAAGAAAGUAUAUCCGUCUCUAUUCACCACAAGAUUCAGAAAACCUGUACCCCCAUGAAAGCCAAAUUCUUCACAACACUAGUCAGGUUGAUGUGGAAAACCCUGACUUUGACAAGUUUCCCAAUUUCCAGAAGGCAGCAUUUCAGUCCUGUAUUCUGAUGCCUGGGCAGGUUCUGUAUAUUCCAGUUAAAUACUGGCACUAUGUACAGUCUCUCGAUAUCAGCUUCUCUGUCAGCUUCUGGUGGUCAUAGGUCUGAAGAAUGCUUGGACUUAGCACUGUAGUAGGAAUUAACAGGCAGAAAAAGGAGCAUCUGGCAUCUUCUCACAGAAUUCUUUUUAAGCAUGAGAAUGUUCUUCCCUGUCCAGAGGUCAGAAGUGGAUUAAAACCAAAAAAACCCCAAUGACCUCUCACUUCAGCAUGGUGGAGGAAGCUGGCUGGGUAAGUGGAAAGAAGAUGCUGCAGCCACUUUACUUCUGUGGGUGUGUGAUAGGAGUGCCUCCUGCAGAGCCUCUGUUGGGCCAUCGCCCCGUAUGUGCCUCUGAGCAGCUCUACAUGUGGGCACUGCCAGGACUCUGCUCCCCAACGCACUGAACAGCAGGUCAGGGUUAUCUGCUUGGGCUUGGGAACAGUAAAAACUGGACUUAGAUGAACAGGGAGGGGUGGUGCUGCCCUAAGCUUCAUUAAGUUUAAAAAAAAUUAAUGUGAAAAAAAAGAUACCAGUUAACACCAGGGAAAAGUUACUGGUGUUAAGGCCUAGGAACAUAAUUGGAGUUAAUCCAUAGUUUAAUUGCAGUUAAAUAAACUGAAGCUUAAUCAUCCUUUGAUUAACCAUCACCUGAACUGCUGCCUCUGCCUCCUGCAGUGUCACACGUUUCUACCAAGGAAAAGAUACACUGCCCUGUCUUUUGCCCUGGCAAGAGCUAGUCCUCUCCAGGUCACUCCUAAGGGGAAAAGCAUCCUUACAUAAAACUGGAGUGAAGUGCUA